Messenger RNA from Pleurotus ostreatus (oyster mushroom), 975 nucleotides. RefSeq lists its product as uncharacterized. Bases 1 to 975 code for a protein of 324 amino acids. The record is from RefSeq and is a predicted model, not a curated record. Lineage: Eukaryota; Fungi; Basidiomycota; Agaricomycetes; Agaricales; Pleurotaceae. The transcript has a single exon.
AUGGCCACAACUCUGACAUACGCGGACGCCGCUCGCUUCCGGACGAAGGAACAAGGAACAACGCACUAUCAGGCUCACCCUAUCCUAUCGCUAUCCAACGGCUGGAUGGACGCGAAACACGUCUUCGAACGCGUCGGGGACCCCCUAAUCGCGCCCCCUACAUACAUCCUUGAUUCGGUACCACCCAAGGAAGCGCGUACUCAGGCAAUCAGAAACGCGAAGAUGACGAAGAAUCAUAAAUCAACUAAGGAGAACCUCCAAGCCAACCCUCAAGAACGAGAACGCGUCGCGGGGAAUCCCAGGCAGAUGUCUAUUCUCGAUCCCGCACCUAGGAAACACGGACGCGCGGAGACAACACGACGCGUCCACCGCGCGCUACAUGAUAAGCCAUCACCUAACAAUCCAUUCGCAUGCCUGGAAGUUGAGCACGGAGAGAGCUUGGAAGAGUCUGAUUCGGAAACUUCGGAAACAGACUAUCAAUCUUGCGACGCUUCGACUGGCGAGCUCAUUGACCGAGAUGGGUCUACGGGAGGAAGCGGUGAAGAAACCACUUCGCCCGCAGAGGACUACGCGAAUGGCAUUGAGGGUGCCAAUGAACACUCGCUAUCGUCCCCGGUCGCGUAUUACCCCUAUCUCGACGCGUAUCACGACAGGAGCUGGCGGAAUAACGAAGAUCACCUUCCACGCAAUCCCCCACCUUCCCCGGCCCUCGCCAAUGAGGACUUACCAGUACCUCUAAGCCCUGGAUCCGAACGCGCCAAGGCAAUGCCUGAGCUGUUUCGUCCCAGUAACCCCACCCCAAGAGAAGCGACGUUUGGCCCCUUCUAUGUACAUUACGAAACGAACGCCCUCACGGAAUCAUCAACUUGCACGGAGGGACUCCAAAGACCACAAUCCGUAGAUUUGAUAGAGUCGAGGAUGGGCGGUGUCCCUAGACUCUGGAAGUUGAUGGGUUGGCAGGAUGGGCGUGUUUGA